Molecule: messenger RNA, 662 nt
Organism: Argentina anserina (silverweed cinquefoil)
Lineage: Eukaryota; Viridiplantae; Streptophyta; Magnoliopsida; Rosales; Rosaceae
Exons: 2
Coding region: 37-372 (111 amino acids)
Source: RefSeq, a predicted model, not a curated record
GAUUAAACAAAAUCAAACGAAACCUUAAACCUCUACAUGGUCAGUCAGGCAGAGAUGCAGGAGGCGGAGCAGCACAAGGGAAAUGGCGGCAACCACUGCCGGACCCUCAUGCCCGACACCCACUUCUUAUGGGCCGGAGCCGGCGCGGCCCAGUUCGCCUCCGCCGUAGUCCUCUACCGGAAAGGAUCCGGUCCCCGCUCCACUUCCAUGCCUUUCAGGGCUUGCGCUAUCGCUUCCCUCAUCGUCGGCGCCGGCGCCACCGCCGCCUUCGCUGGCAUCCGUGCUUCUGGUAUCCACAAGGUGGAUGACUUAAUUCAGUUGCGUGCAAACAUAAGAACCGGCCUGGGGGUACAACGGAGGGCAAAGCAUUGAUUACUUUAUAUUUGGGUGUAAAAUCUUUAGGAUUCGGAUUCUAUUUUAUCAGACGAACUGGCUGGACUUCCGGUUUGGUUCUUUUUUCUUGGUUUUAUUCUUCCUCCCUUCACUCUUACCCCAUCAAAACAUUUCAUCAUCUUAGCACUCAGGUUUUGACUGUUUGAGUGUUUAUACUUUGCAAUUUAUUUCAAAGACAGGUGAUAUGGUCUGUGCAAUGAUUUGUAGGACAUGGCAUGUCCAUAGAAAUAAUUUUAUAUAAAAAAUGAGAAUGAACUUAGUUUAGUGUU